UCGAGGAGUUCUAGUCAAAUGGCGUUUGUCUCAAAUAAGAGACUUUACAACGAUCUAGUUGAACUUUCCUUCUCAGAUUAUCCGAAAGUUUCCGUCGAUUGGUCUUCUGUGGAAGAAAACUGUUCUUUAGUGAAGAUGAACCUGUGGUGCGAAAAUCUAUCGUGUCCUUAUAAUGGAUUCAUAUUACCUGUCACAAUGGAAUUUGUCAACUAUCCUCAUAGUCAUCCCUUUCUGAAGUUCGAAGUUGAUGUGUUUCAUCCCAACGUCUAUCAAAACGGCAAUGUUUGCUUGAACAUUCUAUCCGUAAAAGAAUGGUCUCCUGGUAUCACUUUACGAGUCAUCUUCAUCACAUUGUUGCAACUCCUUGCUGCACCUAACGCUUCUGACUCUGCUAGGUCGGAAGCUGGUGAGGCCUACAUGGCGGGAAAUUGGGAACAACAAGUAGUUCAAGUUCUCAUAAAUAGCAAUUGCAAACGAAUUUAAAAAAAUGAAGUAUUUGAUUUCAUG
This is a messenger RNA of Galdieria sulphuraria, 507 nucleotides long. Its product is annotated as ubiquitin-conjugating enzyme 29. Lineage: Eukaryota; Rhodophyta; Bangiophyceae; Galdieriales; Galdieriaceae. The transcript has a single exon. The record is from RefSeq and is a predicted model, not a curated record. Bases 19 to 483 code for a protein of 154 amino acids.